AUGAUGAAAGAUUUAAUUAAAAUAAAAGAAAAAAUGAAACAAUACAAGAAAACUCGUGAACAGCAAUCCUUUGAAGAUAUGUUGAAAGAAUUAGACUUGAACGAGGAUGAUUAUUUUAAUGCUGUUCGAUGUGCAUACAAAAGAAUUGAUGUAUUAUACAAACGAGAAAGUAACGCCGUUAGUAUAAACACUUAUAUUAAAAAACUACUAGAUACAUGGGAAGGAAAUCAUGAUGCUCAAUAUAUUCCCGAUCCUUAUGGAUUUGUUUAUUAUUUGUCAAAAUACUGUCUUAAAGCUGACGAAGGAAUGUUAGACAUGAUGAGAAGAGCAGCAGAAGAAUGUAAAGAAGGAAAUAAAAUUGUAAUAGAAAGUAUGGCUAAAAUUGCUGGCAUAUUUCUCGGUACUUCCUUCAUAGGUGCUCAACAAGCGGUUGAAGAAAUAUUAGGAUUUGCAAUACUUAAGUUUAGUAAUGUUGUAUUUUUCAUAAACACGAAUAGACCAGAAAAACGAGUGCAUAUGAGAAAAAGCAAAGCAGAACUUGAACAAAUGGAUGAUGAUGAUGAAGAUAUCACCAUUCCUGGUUUUAUUGAAGAAUAUGAAAACCGCCCAACAGAAUUGGAUGAGGUAUGUCUUGCUGACUUUGCUGCGCUUUAUAAAAAGGAGGGACAAAAAGAGUACGCUGAUAGUGAAGAUGAAACCGACAAUGAACAUGAUGAUGAUGAUAAUGAAAAUAAUAAUCAAAGCAAAAAAAAAAAGAAAAUCAUUUCCAAAAAAAUAUGUUCUACGAACAAGAGAAAGAAUCAUUAG
Molecule: messenger RNA, 807 nt
Organism: Chironomus riparius
Lineage: Eukaryota; Metazoa; Arthropoda; Insecta; Diptera; Chironomidae
Source: the annotation of a GenBank genome assembly